AUGCAGCUCUCGGUUGGAUUAUGCGCUCACCUCUUACUGAACUGGCUCGCAGCCGCGAUCUGCCUCGAAGACAAGAACAAGGAGUGUGCUCAAUGGGCCGCCAACGGCGAGUGCGAGAAGAAUGUGAACUUCAUGACUGUGCGGUGCGCUUUGUCGUGCGCGAAAAAACGUUCUGGAGAACGGCGGAGCGUCCCGCUGCCAGACAAGCUGCCGCUCUGCACUCAGUGGGCCGCCGACGGCGAAUGUGAGAAGAACCCGGUGUUCAUGAAGCUCGAGUGCGCAAGCUCAUGCACGACGCAGGGCGCACCUCCGCAGGACAAGAGCGACAAGUGCAAGAAGUGGGCGGAGCUCGGCGAGUGCACGCGGAACGCGGACUUCAUGUCGGUGGAGUGCGCCACGUCGUGCAAGGACAGGUUUUCCCUCCCCGACAAGAACGCGAUGUGCGAGCAGUGGGUGGCGACCGGCGAGUGCCUCCGCAACACGGCCUUCAUGGAGCUUGAGUGCGCCGCGUCGUGCCACAACCACACUCUGAGCGAGCGCGGGCGAGCAGACAACCGCACGGAGGACUGCAUCUACUGGGCCGCGCGCGGCGAGGCGCACACGGAAGGAGGUGGGCGGCAUCGACGCUCCACUCGUGAGGACCCCAUGACGCCAGCCGCGGGUCCAUCCGCGGGCUUUGAGGCGAGGACUGCCACAGGCAACGGCCACGGCGGCGAUUUGGAUCGCUCACCCGGGUCCGCAAGUGCGGCGGGCGCGGUGGCGUGGCAGCGCUGGCGUCCUCGGAUCGAACUCUCGAGAGGGCGGAUGGCGCUGCUCGUCGGAGCGUAUUUCGUCUUUCUCGUGCUCGCCGUGCUCGCCUUCCGCCACCGCUGCUGCGGCUCCUCCUCGGCCGGCGGUGCGCCGCAGCCAGGGUCCGGCGGCCGCAAGACGCGCAAGGGCAAGCACCACGCUUCCGACAUCGACACCGACUGCGAGUCCCCGAUGAGCCGCGAUCGGAGAGCGCAGGUCGGCAAAAGCCCCGGCACCUACGGUGGAUGCAACGGCGGGCUCACCUCUAGCACCAGGCUCAAGCGGGUGGUCGAGUGA
This is a messenger RNA of Emiliania huxleyi CCMP1516, 1086 nucleotides long. RefSeq lists its product as hypothetical. NCBI's taxonomy places the organism in Eukaryota, Haptophyta, Isochrysidales, Noelaerhabdaceae. The record is from RefSeq and is a predicted model, not a curated record. The transcript is spliced from 3 exons. The coding region runs from base 1 to 1086 and encodes 361 amino acids.